AUGGAAACUACUGGGCUCAAGUCUGUUCCAUCACUCACCCUCCGCGCAACAUCGCGGCCUGAUGAUCGCACGAACCAGGUUUCCCAAUCGCCACAGGACCUCGCCUCUUGCGGCGCCGCGCUCCACCUUGAAGACUCAUCUGCGUCAACCCACAAGGACGUAGGUGAACCUCAAUUUUCUCACCGCACUUCUACGUCUCCCAUCUCACACUCUGCACCACCUCGAGCACCGCGACUGGGCUCUGUUCCUUAUGACAGGAUGGCGAGCCUACUUGAAGUCGACCACUUUCGACUGCCCUCUCCGGAGACAGAUACAUCACGUCGUUCAACGGGAGACACUAGCAUCACAGAACCGUUUGAUUCCUCCCCGGUCUUGAGCAUCAAACCAUUCAGACCCCAGAGCCCUGUUCAGAGUCGUAAAAGAAAAAUUCCCUACUCAGCCCGAGCUGCCCGGGCUGCGCACAAAGCCGCGAGAGUCGGAAGCAAGGAGAAUUCAGUACGAGUUCCAAGGCGAAUGAGUCCUGCCAAUACGACCCAACUUCAAUCUCCCAUCUCGGUGGAUGGGGACAUGAGUCGAGUUUGGCAAGACUUGGACGGCAACAAGACCAUCGGCGACGUCGAGAGUGAUACAGACGCGCAGCCCAGAAAGAUCGCCCAUAUCAAGAACGGGGUCGUGGACAUCGAGUUCAGUAACGAUGAAUCCAUGGAUUGCGAAGGUAAGGAGAGCCCGUCCGACUCUUCGCCGCAGACACGAGAGAUACGAGAGACGCGGGAAUUGCGUAUACCUUCAGGCUGGACGCCAAUCAACCGCGAUCGCAACGUCGCUUGGGAGAGCAGCACCGCAAGUUCUGGCGCCAUCAACCCCUUCAAGGAGAAGGUAUCCAGAAAGAAGCCCGACAGAGUGGGGGGCGGCAUCGUCUGGUCGACCCUCAUCGACCCCCUCUGGCGGCACGAUGCCAGCCUCAACAUGCUGGCUGGACGUAGGAAGAAGGCGCAGGCGCGUGCGGAAGAGCGCCAGAGGAUGUUGGAUCUGGCUCGAGUUCAGGGACUGCCGGUGGCGAAGAAGCGCCGAGUCGAGCCAAGCCCUGCCUCCAAGAGGAAGAGGGAUGCUGUUGGCGGGUCCGAAGCAACGACAGAGAGUGAUGAGGGCCACAUCAUGCCAAUGGAAUGCGACUACUGA
Neoarthrinium moseri is the source of this 1179-nucleotide messenger RNA. RefSeq lists its product as uncharacterized. The transcript has a single exon. Bases 1 to 1179 code for a protein of 392 amino acids. The record is from RefSeq and is a predicted model, not a curated record. Lineage: Eukaryota; Fungi; Ascomycota; Sordariomycetes; Amphisphaeriales; Apiosporaceae.